Astyanax mexicanus (Mexican tetra) is the source of this 1560-nucleotide messenger RNA. RefSeq names its product HAUS augmin like complex subunit 2 (gene haus2). The record is from RefSeq and is a predicted model, not a curated record. Gene Ontology annotation, cellular component: centrosome; HAUS complex; mitotic spindle microtubule. The transcript is spliced from 6 exons. Lineage: Eukaryota; Metazoa; Chordata; Actinopteri; Characiformes; Acestrorhamphidae. Bases 418 to 1020 code for a protein of 200 amino acids. Gene Ontology annotation, biological process: spindle assembly; centrosome cycle; microtubule nucleation.
UCCCGUCGGUACUGUGAGCAGUUCAGCGAGGCGGGCUGUUCAAACAGUGGCUAGUAGAAAAUUAGCGAAAUGCUAAAGCUACACUGCUAAAACCUCACCGCUGAAAGAGUUUAAUGGUGUUUUUAUUGGCACUGGAAAUGUUUUAAGUUGGUAUUUGGAUGAAAAAUUGGGGUUAAAGUCAAACAUCUAGGUAAACUUUUGUUUUUCUGUCGGUUAAUCAGUUAUUUAGCGUUAGCUAGGUUAGCUAACUAGUUAGCUUAGCUUAGCUUUGCAAGUUAUAAAUAGGUUAACUACUGGGUUAGCUGUAUUUUUUUAACAGGCAACACUGCCUAAAAUAACUUAUAUUAACUUAAUUUAAAUAUAUAUCUCUCCUGUUUUAGUUCUACAUUUAAAAACAGGUAAAGUUAGCUUUUAAAUAUGUGGGACCCCACUCCGUACUCUGUGACUCCAGCAGCAAGAGUCUUAUCCAGGUGUGUUCACUCCGGCACAAUGUCUCAGAAAGAACUGGAUGCUGUACCACGAAAAUCUGAGGUGUUCUCCUCUCACCUGCUGGAAGCGGAGCAGCUCAACAGAAUGAAGCAAGAAAUUGACCAGGUGAGUUUGGAUUUGGAGCUGCUGAGACUGGAGAAAAGCACUGCAGACGUGACCCAUAAUCAUUAUCUUAGCCAGUGGUUUGCGUCAUUGCAGGAGUUCACUUCACACCUUCAGGACGUCUUGAAACAACAAACUAGUUUGCAGCAAAGGCUCAUGAAACCUAUUUGUCAGCAGAACCUGCCUGUUCAGGCCAAUCUUCACAGGUAUGUGGUCGAGCUCAUGGGGAUGAUUGUGGAGUUCAUUGAAAACCUGGAAAUGAAAAUAAAGAUAGUCCGCUCAAUUCCAGCCACUGAGGAAUCUCUGAUUAAUCUGAACAAUGCCAUGACGCAGCUCCUCGCUCAGGUCACAGAGGUCGAGAGUCUGACCAAGCAAGUUCUUCAGAGGCAGGACCAGUCAAAGGAAGAUAUCAGUGAUGCGUCUAGUUAAGAGAACGAUAGUCAUUCCUUUAUUCUAAAGGUGUUUUCACGCCUGUAAUUCGCUUCUCUGGAUCAAAUCAGUAAAUGAGUUCAACUUGCAGCAUUUUCACUAUUGGAUUGAUUUCAUAUAAGGAAAAUUGCAAGUGCAACAAAAUGCAUCACAACAAAUCAUGUGAGCAUGUUGACAUGUUGAGCUUUUUGCACAGACGUGUCUGGGGCUGGUUCAGUGUUUCACAUAUUUCAGUGCCGUUUAUGGAGCAGCAGCAGCAGCAGACAUGGCAUUUAUUCAUUAAUAGCUGUAGUAAUAGAUCAGGUUCAAGUGUUUUUUCGUUGUUGCCUCAGAGCAACAUUAUGCAGCUGAGCACUUUUUUGGGUGAAUAAUGAUAAAGCAGUGGUGGUUAUUAUUGGUUAUUAUUCAAAUAAAAAUAAAAAUCCAUACCAUAGAGGGUUAACUAAAUAACUAAGGGUGCAGAAACCCCUUUUAUUUAAUAUUUGAGUUGUCUGUAAACAUGAAAAUUGUGAUUUAAUAAAUAAUUUCAAUUACAUUUGA